CCAACACAGUCAGUCUGGUGCCUUGUUGUUUCAGGCUGCAUCAAAGGAAGAUGCUGCAAUCCUCGAAGGGGGCUCUUUUGCUUCUUCUACCCUGUCUCGGUGGCUUGGUCCUGGGAGAGGUUGGAGACUUCUCUCACUGCCUGCGCUUCUUCUACAAGAGAGUUCCGCCAGAGGGCAUCGAUACAGAAGGGUACCGGCCGAUAUGCCAGCGCUACAAAAACCAGUACCGCUUUGCCAGCCUGUACCACUUGCAGCGUCGCACGCCCUUGUACUCUGCCUACACACUCACUCCUGCUGCAGGCAAACGGCCCAAAAACAUUUGGAAGUAUGAACCACAGCUGGCCUUCUCCCGUGACAGUGCAGAGAUGCGCCCCUUCCCAAAGAAUCGCCCCGUCAGCCAGAAUGUGAUUGAGAGCCAGGCGGUGCUUCUGGACUAUAAAAACUCCACCUACACCAAAGGCCACCUAAACCCCAGUUCGCACCACCAUGAAUUCGAGGACCGGCAAGCCACCUUCACCCUGACCAACGCUGUCCCCCAGCGCUUAGGCUCCAACUCCGGCCCCUGGGCUAAGCUGGAGAAUGAGGUGAGGGCCAGGCUCGAGGCCUUCUGCACAGGACCCAUGUUUGUCAUCACCGGUGCCAUUCCCUACAACUGUGCAGAUCGCUGGAUCAAAAACAGGGUGGCAGUGCCUGAGUACAUGUGGUCUGCCUACUGCUGCCCGUCCUACAACGCCAGCCUUCCUGAGUCUGUGCGGCCCUAUUUCCCCACAUAUGCUGCAGUGGGGAGGAAUGACCGCGAGAGUGGGGAGGAGAUCGUGCCAAUGGAUUCCAAGGCAAAGGAGUCGGACAGAGGAUAUGAUGUGAGGCUGAUGUCCUUAGAGAUCCUGGAGACUAUCCUGAAACAAAGGCUGGCCAUGCCAAUCAGCCUGUUUCAUGGGCAGUGUCAGUGAUGAGGCUGACUUAUUGAAACCAGAAGUCACCUAUCUACUUUGGUUACUUGCACACACCUUGUUCAACAUCUUGCCAUCUCCACUGUUUCCAUGUCUGCCAAGGGCUCCCAGGUGGCCGUAUUCACCAGCGACAACACAUCCCCUGGUGACUCAAGUCCCAAUAAAUCUCCUCCUCUUUCAUCAUGAAUGCUCCUUUUCUGUAACUACUUAUUAGGCCUUUAACUCAUUCAACUGCU
Messenger RNA from Myripristis murdjan (pinecone soldierfish), 1186 nucleotides. RefSeq names its product endonuclease domain-containing 1 protein-like. Gene Ontology annotation, molecular function: metal ion binding; nucleic acid binding; hydrolase activity. NCBI's taxonomy places the organism in Eukaryota, Metazoa, Chordata, Actinopteri, Holocentriformes, Holocentridae. The record is from RefSeq and is a predicted model, not a curated record. The transcript is spliced from 2 exons. The coding region runs from base 51 to 950 and encodes 299 amino acids.